AUGGGUCUCUUCAAGAACAAGACGAUUGGUGGCCCUCACACUGUACCACAGGAGGAACACGAAGGCGGGGUCGACUCGAUGAGCAAGGCCGAGGCAGUGACUGCUGUCAGGGAAGAAUCGGUCGACAAAGACGCAGCCUCGAAAGCAGAAGGUGACACCGACGCUGCUUCUCGAGUAGCCGAAGACGAGUCCAAAUAUCCCACUGGUCCAAAGCUCUGGCUGCUCGUCUUGGGUCUCUGCCUUGCGAUUUGGGUAGUCGCGUUGGACAACUCGAUCAUCGCAACAGCCAUCCCCAAAAUCACGACCGAAUGGCCCGAUGCACUCAAUGAUGUAGGGUGGAUUGGAUCUUCCUACCUGCUUACAACCACAUCGCUCCAACCGUCCUUUGGCAAGGUCUACACGUAUUUUGAUGUCAAAUGGACCUACCUUUCGGCUCUGAUCAUCUUCGAAGUCGGCUCAGUCAUCUGUGCCGCAGCCAGUAGCUCGACGAUGCUUAUCGUGGGAAGAGCGAUCGCAGGCGUGGGGGCCGCAGCUUUGUUCUCCGGAGGCAUGACUAUAAUCGGGUUCAUCGCUCCUCUGCGGAAGCGUGCAAUCUAUAUUGCAUCGCUGUCCAGUAUGUUUGGAAUCGCCAGUAUAGUUGGACCUCUGCUCGGCGGAGUCUUCACAGAUCAUGCGACAUGGCGAUGGUGCUUCUGGAUCAACCUUCCAUUCGGCGGUAUAGGCUUGGUCGCUGUCUUCUUCUUCUUUGAGAAUCCCGAGAGAAGACACACCAACAUGACCACCAAGGAAAAGCUCAAACAGAUCGAUCUCCUGGGCGCCUUCCUUCUGAUCUGUGCCAUCGUCUGUCUUCUCCUUGCUCUACAAUGGGGAGGCACCACCUACCCAUGGAGCAACAGCAAGGUUUGGGGUUGUCUUCUUGGUUUCGGACUCUUGAUCAGCAUUUUCAUCGCCCUCCAAAUCAAGCUGGGAGACCGAGCUACUCUGCCUCCUCGUAUCUUGGUCAAAAACCGUACGGUCUUGGUCUCCGCACUAUACUCGACUUUCUUUGCCAUGGGGCUGUACACCCAUAUCUUCUAUCUGCCGUUCUACUUUCAAGCAGUAAAAAACACUUCUGCAGAAGGUUCUGGAAUCAGAUGCAUUGCAUACCUCUGCUCUAACACGAUUGCCUCUAUCAUAGUUGGAGGUACCAUCACUGUCAUCGGCGUGUAUGCGCCCUUCAUGUGGUUUGGAGCCGCCGUCUUCACCGUGGGUGCCGGUAUGCUGUAUACCCUCGAGGUCGCUUCUCCUGCCGCCAAAUGGAUCGGCUAUCAACUACUCGCUGGAAUUGGAUCCGGCUCUGCAAUCCAGAUUCCAUUCAUCGCUGUACAAGUCGUUCUGGAGGAAAAGGACAUGCCGUCAGGCAACGCCAUUGCGAUCUUCUUCAACAGCCUGGGAGGUGCCAUUUCUAUCUCGAUUGCACAGAACAUCUUUGCCAAUACGCUGGUCAAGGAUAUCAUCAAAGACGCCCCUGGAGUAAAUCCCGCUGCUGUAAUAUCCGCUGGUGCCACACACGUCAGGGACGUGGUGUCGGCGGCUCAGUUACCAGGGGUAUUGACUGCAUACAGCAAUGCUGUGACAACUGCCUUCAUCGUGCCCAUCGUCACUAGUGGGCUGGCGUUUGUUGUCAGUCUGUUCAUCGAGUGGAAGAGCAUCAAAGGCAAGAAUAUCAUGGGAGGUGGAGCUGCUUAG
This is a messenger RNA of Aureobasidium namibiae CBS 147.97, 1728 nucleotides long. Its product is annotated as putative major facilitator superfamily transporter. NCBI's taxonomy places the organism in Eukaryota, Fungi, Ascomycota, Dothideomycetes, Dothideales, Saccotheciaceae. Gene Ontology annotation, biological process: transmembrane transport. Gene Ontology annotation, molecular function: transmembrane transporter activity. The transcript has 6 exons. Bases 1 to 1728 code for a protein of 575 amino acids. The record is from RefSeq and is a predicted model, not a curated record.